CGCUGCAGGGCGGUAAAUUCCUGGCAGGCGCCGGGCGCGGCUGUGCGCGCGGACCCCUAGCCGCUCCCGGGCCGCGGGCGCAGAGCGCGGCGGGCGGAGCAGCCGCAGCGGGGAAAGUUGCCGCGCCGCGCCGCGCCGCGCCGCGCCGUGCCAUGCGGGGCGGGCUCGCCCUGCCGCGCCGCCCCCCCGCGCACACUGCGGACAGCAGCUGCCGGCCGCGCCCCGGCCCGCCCCGGCCCCGGCCCCGGCCCCGGCCCCAGCCCCGGCGCCCCUGAGCCCGCGGGACAUGCCGCUGCAGCCGCCCGGCCGGGCGCCGCCGGAGAGGAAAAUGAGAACUGUUACUCCAGCGUGACCUGUAUUUCCAAGUCACUAGCAAAUAACACUGCAGGAGGAAGGGGGGAAAAAAAGAAAAAGAAAAAGCAAUAUGGAUGGUUUAAUUGAACAGAACAGUGUGCUAAUGCACAGUAAAAUCAGUGAAGCUGGGAAAAGGAAUGGCUUAAUUAACACAAGGAACUUAGUGGCAGAGAACAGAGAUGGCCUUGUCUCUGUGUACCCAACCCCACAGUAUCAGAGCCACAGAGCAGGAAACCUGCCCCCUCAGGGCUGCCUGGAGAAUGGAAAGAAUGACUCUGUGCAGCAGCUGCUUGACCCCAACACGUUGCAGCAGACUGUGGAGUCCCACUACCGUCCCAACAUCAUCUUGUACUCAGAGAACAUGCUGCGUGCAUGGGGGGACAGCGUGAGUACUGAAUGCUGCGAGACCACCUUCAUUGAGGACUGCUCACCCACCAAGGACAGCUUGGAGUAUCCUGACAGCAAGUUCAUUGACCUCUCAGGUGAUGACAUCAAGAUCCAUACCCUCUCCUAUGACGUGGAGGAGGAGGAGGAUUUUCAGGAGCUGGAGAGUGAUUACUCCAGUGAUACAGAGAGCGAAGACAACUUCCUGAUGAUGCCACCCCGAGACCAUCUUGGCCUCAGCGUCUUCUCUAUGCUCUGCUGCUUUUGGCCACUGGGGAUUGCUGCCUUUUACCUGUCGCAUGAGGGAACAUCAGGAUCUCUGCUGGUGAGACAAGUGGCGAAACCUGGGAAGAGGAGCUUGUCCAGGGCCAGCGUCAGAGACCCAGCUGGAUGGCAGAUGAGGUGGCUGACCUCUUGGCCAUUUGGGGCCAAGAGGACACAGUUUGACAGUUCAAAACAGGCCACCGCAAGGAGCACAUCUUCUGGGCAACAGCUGCCCAGAUGGCAGAGUGGGGGCACCCCAUCUGGGCCUGUCAGGCAUGCAGCCAUGGGGCUGUACAUCAAAGAGGGUAGGUGCUGUUGCAGGUGGCAGCACCCCACACUGCCAGGCUGCUGCAGUGGGUAGAGGAUGCAGAGGCUACUCCAGGCUAGGGCUACUAUAGCAGUUCAGCUGGCACAAGGGGUAGUGUCCCCACACACCAACUGGCUGGCCCUCGGAAGCUCCUGAAGGCAAGUAGCCCUGAGCUGCUCACCAGGGCAGGUUUUUAUAUUGCCGGGGCCAGCACAGGGCAGGUUUUUCUAUGGCUGGGUCCAGCACAGGUGCUAGCCCCAGCUUCUACUUCCCCCUGGCUGAAGAUCCAGGAAGAACUGGACAGGGCCAGUUUGCUGGAAGUGGCACAACUUGCCUGACAUCAAAGUGCAUGUCCAGGCAUGAGCUGAGGCAAAAAUCUCUGGCACAAAUUUGUGCCACUUCUAUUUGCGCUAGUGCAAGUGCACAUGCCUGCAUGUGUGGACAUGCCCGAUAAGACUUUUAAUGUCUUAAUGUCAUUUCUUUGUUUUUAACUAAUUGAUGUUUGUGGGGAAAAAGCAAAUGAUUUGACGCUACAAAGCAUGCACUUAGCAACCUUAUGUGGUGUCUUAACUAAUUUGGAAACAGCAUGGGAUAAUUAAUAUAAUUAAUACUGUUACUCUAGAAUUGGGCCCUUUUGUGCAAAGCAUAGCCCCUGAAGAUCAUGGGCAGCUGUCCCUGUUCAAUAUAUAACUAUUGGUUGAGUUCUAGGACACACCAAUUUCUUUUGGUUUCCUUGCCAUUCCAAUAAAAACAAAAAACAAAACAAAAAAAAAAGUAGACUUUAAUCAACCCAAGGGAAAAAAAAAAGAAGAGAAGUGUCCACCAAUGCCUCAGGGUGGAAGUUGUGUUCUUUGAGGAGAGCUUAUGAGGAUGGAUGUCCUGACCAGCGGCCUGCUGUGAUGGUCAUUUGUACUGAGAGCUGCUGCUUGGUGCAAAGAGUGGAUAGAUGGAAAUGUGUGUUGGACUUUUGUCAGGAGGAUGUCAUGGCAGAUUGGUAAGUGCUUCUCACUACAGUGUCACAUUCAUGUUAAAGGCUGCUCCUGUUGACUAAGUUGUGCAUGGACAUCUGGCCAUUCAGGUUGGGGCAUCAAAGGCAGCCAGGUGUGUUUCAGGCCACAUCACUUUAUUGUGUGCUAUUGUCUACAGAUAAUGGCAUACCUUAGCCAUGCUAGCCUGAUAGGCCUUGUAGGCUCGGGGCAGGGGGCGUAGAUUUUGUUUUAUGAAAUGACUGGUUGGGCUCCCAGGGCUCAUGGUAAAGGUGAUAUCUUUUAUUAAACCAACAAGAUUUUUGCAAAACAUGUUCUUUAAUUGCAAGCUUUCGCAUACAAACACCCUUCAUCAGACAUCAGAGAAAAGAUUGUAAAAGUUCUCCUGAGUAGAAAUGAAAGUUCAUAUUUCAUAGGAUUUCACAGAGUUAGUAGAUGGAAAGCUCCUCUGGGCAGGCAGUUCUUAGCUGGUGAAGAGUCUCUCAGCUCUUCUGUGAGGCUCUGUUAUGAUGCAAAUUACCUCGAACCAAGGCAGGAGCACUACCUCAGGUUUCAGGUGGUCACAGUUCCUUCUUCUAUGGGAAAAUAUAAAGAUUUCAUUUUAAAAAUCAACUAGAAUUCAAUGUCUUCCAUGUGUCAGGUAUCCAGGUUGUAGCCAUAUGGGUCUAGAGGAAAAUGCAAUCGGGGCUCAUGGUAGAGAUGAUGUCUUUUCUUAAACCAACAAGAUUUUUGCAAAAAAUUCUUUAAUUGCAAGCUUUCAUUUUCAUUGGGCUUCCAGGCUUUUCUACAUUAUGGGAACAGCAGGUCCUGGAGAGUACAGGAUCAAGCCUACUCCACCCAGCCAUGCCUGCUGUUGCCCUCCAGACCUGAAAAUUUGCUAGUGAGCUUGCUCCAGCCUUGUCUCUAUGUUCCCCUUCUUGAGCCCUCAGUUUCCAGUAGGCCUCAGCGUAGAUCCAGAGCAGUCUCACUGGUGAAGCCCUGCAUUCCUGUGGGUACAAAUGGAUGAAGUAUAUAGCGGGCACAUUCAGCUCCAUCUUAGUCAUGUCCAAACAUUGCCAUGGUGCAGAGAAGCCCCCAGCUGCUGUGGCUGGGCACUUGAAUUGUUCUCAAAGAAAAGAAUGCCGUAUGUGACUUAUCACAUGCAUGACUGUAGGCUAUUUGUCUAUUUAAAAAUAUGCUGUCUUCCCAUCACCUGAGCCCCUGAUUGCCUUCCACAUCAAAUCAACAGCAAAUCAAUGUUAGUCCCCUCUAUAGUAUGACAAUGCAUAUCACCUUUCUGAAUCCCACCAGUAACAAAUCCUGAAAACCUUGUAAAAAAGAAAAUACCAACAACUCUGUAACAAAUUGCAUUUCACUUUGGAAAAGAAGAGAAGGGGAGGAGCAUCUGCAAAAUUUAAGACCUUUUACCAGUAAGGACACACAGUGAAAUGAGGUGCAUUGCCAGAAGGCUGAGAGCUGAGAUAGAAGAGUACCCCUUGCCUGCAGGGACCUUAUUUGCAAAGCAGCUGUUACAGGUGUGAAUCCCUACCCAGGGCCCCAAAAUGAUAGGAGUCAUACAUAUUUACAAACGGCAGCAGCAAGGACAUCUAGGAAUAAAGUCAGAGAAGGCCUUUUUUCCCAGAUGUCCUCAUGCUAGGAAACAAGUGCCCAGUCCUUCCCUAGCUGCCAACAGCAGAAGCUAAAAAAAAAUUUUAAAAAGGACUGCCUAGGCUGCAAAGAAAGCUGAUAGCCUGCAAGUCAAAAACAGAACAUAGUGAAAAUAACAGCCCUAGGGAAUCAUAUGCCCAAAAAUCUUGCCCUCUGCCAAAGGCAGAAGAAACUUAUCUAUGUCCCUGAAGAAAGCAGUUGUGACUGUAUCCAUACAGACACACACACAGAACAGAUGUGGAGGGUAAAAAGGUAUCUUGUUACACACAUAGACACAGGGACACUCAACAAACUUGAUUUGAAUUAACUUUUAGUUAAAUCCACUGUGUAGAUGUGCUUAGUCAAAAUUAAAGUCUCUUUAAUUUGAUUUAAGUUUAUUUCCUUCCCAGCGUGAGCUCAGCUAAAUUGAAUGAAGGCCACUUUCAUUCUGAAUAAUGACACCCAUGCAGGGGUUUCAUGCAGUUUUAACUGAUCCACUUUAUAAUCAUACUUUUAGUUCAUAGGGAAUAAUUUUCCUCAGUAUUGCCAGAGAGGCCAGCUCCUAGUCAUUUUCCAAAGUUAAAGUUCACUCUAUGUAAGGGAGCAGCAUAGUUCAAAUUCCCAAGAGUUGUUUUUUUCAACCAGAUAACAGAGUUUGAAUAAAUGGAAAGUUACACCUUUACAAACCAAACUGAUUGAUGUUUAAACCAGUAUCAUUAGGCCGGGGCAAAAGGCUGUAGAAACACAUCUGUCCAUAGAAAAUAGCAUAUUGCAAUAUAUUUAAACCUCUUGCUAACCAAUGUAAACUAAAGUGAAAGUGGCCCAAUAGUGGGUAAGUGGUGAAUUGGGGGCUAGCACAGGCCGGUGGAUACAGCCCUGAUGUAGAUAUCAAAAGGCUACUUUCUAUUCCCAGCCCUGCUAUGGGCCCGCUGCUUGACUGUGAGCAGGUUACUUCACCUCUCAAUACCACAGUUUCCCUGUCUAUAAAACAGUGGUUCUUAACCUUUUUAGAGUCAAGGCUUUCCUGUAUAGAUUAAAGGCAUCCCUCAGAAAAUACCAGCCUUUAGUUUUCACCUGGUUUUUGAUUGCAGCAAAAUAAUAGAGCAGUUCUUCUGUUCCAAAGAAUUCAGAAGGACCACAACAGGGCAGAACACUUUUAACACUAUGGACUUCUAUUUGAAAUCUCUGUGUUUAUCAUGUGAAUCACAUUUGCAUGCUUGACAGUUCUAAAAUUGUACCUCAUCUUGCAGUGCCCUUGAAAAGAUCUCAAGGCACCCUAGGGUGCUGCAGCACCCUGGUUAAGAAACACUGCUAUAAAAUGAGGAACAUGAUGCAAACCUCCUUUGUACAGCUCUUUCAGCUCCCUGGGUGAAAAGUGUUAAUCAAGAGCUAAAAGUGGGCACAUCUACACAUGCAUUUACUAGGUUUACUGUGGUGUAAACUAAGCCAGAGAAAGAGUUCUUGGUUAGGUGUGUACAUAUGCAGGAAUUAGGGAGUAGAUUUGCUCCUAGUUCCCUGCAGCCCUGCAAUGGGCCCCUGCCACCACCAGGGGGAGCUAGCCCAGGGGCUGACAGGGAGCACUGGGCCAGGAGAUGCUGUCUCCUGGCCCAGGGAGAGCUGCCUGCUGCUGGGCUGGGGACAAUGUCCCCCUGCCCUGGAAGCAGGGAGCUCCUGGUCCUGGGUCCCUGAUCAGGGGUAUAGGGCUUGGAAAGUGCUGCAGGGGAGGGGUAUGUCCCAGUCCCCUGCCCCAAUCUGCUGAUGGGGUAGCUAGCAACUAGCUCAUUGCUAGCUGCCCCACCGGCAGAUUGGGACAGGGAGCUGGGACAUAGCCACCCCCUGCAGCUCUCUCCAUGCCCCAUGCCUUGAUCACCCAAUUGUGGCAUGAGGCUUGGACCUGCGCCUGACUGGGACAGUUCCUGGCCAGCUCUGGACUGCGCAGAGAAGUCUGCAUGUGCAGCCCAGAGCUGGCUAGAGACUGUCUGAAACAGGACUGUCCCCAGCCUCCUCCAGGCUGCUCAUGCUCCCUCACGCAGCCUGGGGCUAGCUGGGAACUGUCCUGGUCAGAGGUAGGUCCCAGUCAGCUCCAGGCUGGGUGGGGAACUGUCCCCAUGAAGGAGCUCCCAACCCCCUGCUCUCUGAUCACAAUGGUGGAUCAGGGACUGGGAGAUGAGGAUCUCCCAGCCUCUGCUCCCUGAUAGUGAUCUCAGGGCAAAGGGCUUGGAGCUCCCUGCUACCAGGGCAGUAGGACAUAGUUCCUGCCCAGGCUCCUAUGGCAGAGCCCACCCCAGCAGCAGGCAGCUCCCAGGAGCAGGGAACUGUCUCCUGCCCCCUGGUGGCUGGCUGACCCGGAGCAGAUUUUGCUCCCAGUCAGGUGUCUACAUGAGGGCUACAGUGCCAUUACUAAUGCCAAGUAAAUUUAAUACUUGAAUUUGCAGGUAGCAAAUUUACUCGGUAUUAGAGAGAUUUACUGUGAAGUAAGCAUGUGCACAUGUAGACGCACAUACUUACUUCACAGUAAACUAUGCUAAUGGAAAGUUAAGCGGCUCAUGUAAACGCACCCAGUGAUACUUAACCAAGAUAAGAGGCCACACAGCUUUUCACAGCAGUUCAACUAGAUCGGUGUAAAUUCACUCUUUCACUUAUACCAGGGCAACUUUUUCCUGUAGCCCUCAAUCCACCAUCCAUGAGUGGCAUGAACAUAGUAGCUGGUAGGUCUGCACUUACUGCAAGUGCAAGGAAGAAAGGGUGGUAGUAGAAAUUAGCCUUAGUCUGAAGCUGAAGUAUGGAAAAGCUAGAGACUCAUGAGUGAACACAGUUAUUAAACAAAUUACAGUAAUGUGUUCUACAUUGAUCUGCCUCUUACCUUUGCCACAAUAAAGGAAAAUAAUGAUAUAGUCUUUUCAAUCCAGGGAGCACAAGGUUCCUUUGCCUCAGUAACUUGUUUUAUAACCAGGCCAACAAUUUUCUGGGCUUAGUCCUUGGCUGGUGUGUACCAGAACAUCCAACCCUACUGACUUCAGAAGAGCUUUGUUGAUUUUCACACCAGCUAAGGCUCUGGACCUGGCAGUCAAACAUUGUAUUCGUUUUGAAUAAGAAUGUUUACAAGUUUCCAGAAAUAGCCCACUGCUCAUCCUGUAGUCACAUGUACUGCAAAAUUUCAGGUGAUCUCACAUAGGGUUUGAUCAGCAGGAAUCUUGGUUUUCCCUGAUAAAAGAAAUUGCAAAUUCUCUGAUUAAAACCCCCAAAUCCAUGAUUAAAAUGAAGGGCCACUAUAUAUAUAUAUGUGUGUGUGUAUGUGUGUGUGUAUCAGUUGAACACAAUGUUGUAUUGAUAUAUUUACAAUUUUAAAGCAAUUUGGAAGCCUACCAGUGCCUCAAUCACUAUAAUAAAAUAAAUUCUAAAGACCUAUAAAUUUUGGUAUUUCAUUU
This is a messenger RNA of Alligator mississippiensis (American alligator), 7349 nucleotides long. It is a transcript of the gene SYNDIG1, whose product is annotated as synapse differentiation inducing 1. The coding region runs from base 425 to 1363 and encodes 312 amino acids. The transcript is spliced from 4 exons. NCBI's taxonomy places the organism in Eukaryota, Metazoa, Chordata, Crocodylia, Alligatoridae. The record is from RefSeq and is a predicted model, not a curated record. Gene Ontology annotation, cellular component: intracellular membrane-bounded organelle; synaptic vesicle membrane; excitatory synapse. Gene Ontology annotation, biological process: positive regulation of synapse assembly; synaptic vesicle clustering.